Acanthochromis polyacanthus (spiny chromis) is the source of this 3387-nucleotide messenger RNA. It is a transcript of the gene tomm70, whose product is annotated as translocase of outer mitochondrial membrane 70 homolog A (S. cerevisiae). Lineage: Eukaryota; Metazoa; Chordata; Actinopteri; Pomacentridae. Gene Ontology annotation, molecular function: protein binding. The transcript is spliced from 12 exons. The coding region runs from base 91 to 1827 and encodes 578 amino acids. The record is from RefSeq and is a predicted model, not a curated record.
CCUCUCGGAGCACAGGAAGAAGAAGUGGAACUCUCACGCUGUAUGCUGCUGGAGGUGCUGGCUGGCUAAACCAUCGCUCGGUUGUACAUCAUGGCUGCUUCAAAGCCAGUCGAGCCGCAGUCGGGGACUGGACUACCCCGCUGGCAGCUGGCACUGUUAAUCGGGACUCCCAUAGUGCUGGGGGUGGGGGCGGUGUACCUGUGGAACCGCAGCAGGACGAAGGAACGGAAAGGCACCGGGGAGCGGAAAACUCCAGAAGGCAGCGCCAGCCCCGUGCAGGGCCAAGACGGAGCAGCUCGCGCCAGCCGAGAGCAGGAGAACAUGAGCCCUUUGGAUCGGGCCCAAGCAGCAAAAAACAAAGGCAACAAGUACUUCAAGGCUGGCAAGUAUGAAAACGCCAUCCAGUGCUACACAGAAGCCAUUGCUCUCUGCCCGACAGAACAGAAGGCUGAUUUGUCCACAUUUUACCAGAACAGAGCAGCAGCAUACGAACAGCAGAUGAAAUGGACAGAAGUUGUACAGGAUUGCUCUCAAGCUGUGGAGAUGAAUCCACGUUAUGUCAAGGCUCUGUUCAGGAGGGCCAAAGCUCUGGAAAAACUAGACAACAAGAAGGAGUGCCUAGAGGAUGUCACAGCGGUGUGUAUUCUUGAGGCCUUCCAGAACCAGCAGAGCAUGCUGCUAGCGGACAAGGUGCUGAAACAGCUGGGGAAGGAGAAGGCCAAAGAGAAGUACAAGAACCGUGAGCCAAUGAUGCCUUCGCCUCAGUUCAUAAAGUCAUACUUCAGCUCAUUCACAGACGACAUCAUCUCCCAGCCGCUGCAGAAGGGCGAGAAGAAAGAUGAAGACAAGGACAAAGAGGGCGAGGCAGCCGAGGUUACUGAGAGCUCUGGCUACUUGAAGGCAAAGCAGUACAUGGAGGAGGAAAACUAUGAUAAAAUCAUCAGUGAAUGCACCAAGGAGAUCGAGUCUGGAGGCCGAUACACUGCCGAGGCACUGCUGCUGCGAGCCACAUUCUAUCUGCUGAUUGGUAACGCUACUGCUGCUCAGCCUGACCUGGACCGAGUCAUUAACAUGCAGGACGCCAAUGUGAAGCUCCGAGCCAAUGCUUUGAUCAAGCGUGGCAGCAUGUACAUGCAGCAGCAGCAGCCUGUGCUCUCCACACAAGACUUCAACAUGGCGGCCGAGAUUGACACACGCAACCCAGACGUGUAUCACCACAGGGGGCAGCUGAAGAUCCUGCUGGACCAGGUGGAUGAAGCAGUGGGAGACUUUGAUGAGUGCAUCCUGCUCAGGCCUGACUCUGCUCUGGCUCAAGCACAGAAAUGCUUUGCCCUUUACAGACAGGCAUAUACUGGAAACAACCCAGCACAAGUACAGACAGCCAUGGAUGGUUUUGAGGAUGUUAUCCGAAGGUUUCCAAAAUGUGCUGAGGGCUACGCUCUUUAUGCUCAGGCUUUGACCGAUCAGCAGCAAUUUGGAAAAGCUGAUGAGAUGUAUGACAAGUGUAUUGAACUGGAACCAGACAAUGCUACCACAUAUGUCCACAAAGGUUUGUUGCAGCUUCAGUGGAAACAAGACCUUGACCUAGGUCUCGAGCUCAUCAGUAAGGCGAUCGAGAUCGACAACAAAUGUGACUUUGCAUAUGAAACUAUGGGAACCAUUGAAGUUCAAAGGGGCAAUCUGGACAAGGCGAUAGAUAUGUUCAACAAAGCAAUUAACCUUGCCAAGUCAGAGAUGGAGAUGGCCCAUUUGUACUCGUUAUGUGAUGCAGCGUACGCCCAGACAGAAGUGGCCAGGAAAUACGGGCUGAAACCUCCCACACUGUAACUUCUCUGCCAAUUGUUCGCCAAUCUCAGUCUUCAUUGCUGAAUCUGUGUUAAAAAUGCAACUGUCUGACUUAACUUUGAUUUGUUGUUUGAAAAAAAAAAAAGAUUACUGGAUUAUGAGGAAAAAAGGAAGAACCCUGAAUAUAUAUCGUGUCUACAUCACAUUAAAGGGGUCACGGAAAAGAAUGAUUUCUUUUCACAAUCAAGCUGAGGCCUCAGGUAGACUCAGUGGUUUGUCAGGAUGUGAGUUGUUUAACCAACACAGCCCUCUGCUGACACUUAAUUUAACCAGGAAAUCAUUGACAAACCUUUAUAUUGCUCACAUUGCAGAGAAAAGUUGUCAUCUACAGAGAAGAACGUACAUGAAUGUCCAUGUAUACUUGUCGAAAUUGACAAUGUGAAAGAAUUGAAAUGUGCGCAGUCUGUUCAACCAAUGACUGACUUCAAGGUUUUUGUGACACUUUUAAAUCUACAGAAAAUACUGUGAGAGCUUUAUAUAAAUCUAAUGUUCACUCGUUAACUUAUGCUGAUCUACAGUGUUUUUGUCUGGCUACUUCCACAUAACAUACAUUAUCAGUUCUGAAUGCAAGAUUAAAAUUAUAGUCAAAUGGUGUAAUGUCUGUAUUUGUAAUGCUGGAAUUGAUCCCAUGGAUACGGGCCUGCACAGGUUAGUUUAGAUGCUUUUUUUUUUUAAUGGUUGGAUUGCCUGUUUUUUUUUUUUUUUACAUUCUUUGUGCAGCAUGUUCACUUUAUAAAUAAAUGUAAAUGCAAUGCUUGUGCUGUCUUGGACACUAGGAAACCCUAACUAUAUGGAAUUUUGUUCAAACACUUUUGAUUAGACAAGCUUAGCAGAUUUUGUGUUCUCAGUUUUUUUUUUUGGAAGAUGUUAUUUUUUUGAAAUGCCUCUAGCGUCGGAACAUGUCGCGCAGGAUUGGAUGUUGAGUGGUUUUUCCUAGGUCACGUUCAUUGAGAAACAUGAUUUAUUUUCUAUUUUAUUGUGAAUAUUUUUUCAUUCUACAUUUGGUUCCAAGUACUGAGGACAGGGGUUUCGUUUUAAUUUUUUUUCCCUCUCCUUUUCAAAGUAUACUGUCACAACCCGAGCCUUAUUGUUUCCAGCCGACAUACAGCCCUGAGAAUCUCUUGGUACGAUGUAUGAUUUGGUUCUCAAGUAGCAUCCGUUCACUGUAGAUAAACAAAACAAAAAAUACUGAAAUUAGACAUCACUGCUGGGUGUUUGUUUGUUUGCAGUACUUUAACUUUUUAGAAAUGUUUCUCUGUGACGUUCAUUCAUCUCACAGCAGUGAUGACAAAUUUUCACUGAAUGUGGUAGUAACAAAGAACCAAGUCAUGCAUUUGAACUGCAGCUGCUGAGGACUUUUUCUCAACUACAAUCAUCUUCCUCAAACUUACCGUAAAAACAGGAGUUAACCUUUGAAAAAUGGAUGUAAACCUAAAUCUUUGGCUGUUAGAAGUUAAACUGACAUUCUUCAUCAACGAUGUGUAUGGUGACCAAAAUGAAAGAGAAUAUGAAUCCUAAUAAAGUUAUAAUUCUUGGAAUGAA